This is a messenger RNA of Clavispora lusitaniae ATCC 42720, 1230 nucleotides long. RefSeq names its product DNA polymerase delta subunit (gene POL32). Gene Ontology annotation, biological process: nucleotide-excision repair, DNA gap filling; DNA replication; DNA strand elongation involved in DNA replication. The record is from RefSeq and is a predicted model, not a curated record. Gene Ontology annotation, cellular component: delta DNA polymerase complex; nucleus. NCBI's taxonomy places the organism in Eukaryota, Fungi, Ascomycota, Pichiomycetes, Serinales, Metschnikowiaceae. Gene Ontology annotation, molecular function: DNA-directed DNA polymerase activity.
AUGCGUCUCCAUCAAAAAAAUGCGCGCGCCUGCAGAUCUUCCACACCACGUACUUUUCCUACUAUGACCAUGGAUAUUGCCAAAGAAGAGGUGGAGUACAUUUCUCUGGCGUUGAAAACCAAUCCAGUCACAUACCACAGCGUGUCAAGAGAAUUGGGUGUGCACGUGACCCAGUCGAAACGGCUUCUUCACAGCUAUUACCAAGCAAGUAAGGACAGUGUGAAUGCAUCCUUUAUCGCCACGGGGACGCGAGAAGGAAACCUCCAGGUAAAAAUCUUGCAUAGCGAAGAGGACGCAAAAGAUGCCGGUCGCUAUUUCGACGAGCUUCAUUGCGUGCAUGUGUAUUGUUUGACGUUGGCGCAGAACACAUUCAGCGAUAAUGAAAUUGCGCUUUCUGAAAUGAAACACGGCGUUGAUUUCUCGAAAAUAGAGCUGUACUACCGUUUGGGAGUGAUCAGAGGACCUGAGUUGAAGACCCCAGAGUUCAAAGCUCCUGUGGGAUCGGAGAAAAUUGCUGAUGUACCGGUGACGCGAGAACAACCAAAGAAGGAAGUUGCGCCGAAAAAGACGUUGGAGUACACAUCAAGAAAGGAGCAGCCCACACCUUCGCUACUUUCUAAAUAUGUUUCCCGCAAAGGUGAAAAGAGGCCUGGAGAUGCAGAUACACCGAAAAGUGCUUCUAAACCGGCGUACCAGUACAAAUCGCGGAAGUUGGAGCGUAAUCAGCCAAAGGAGAGGGUGGUGAUGUCCCAAGUGGAACCAGAUAAUGAUAUGGAUGUGGAUCUCGAGCCUGCUGCACCGCAGGCGGCGCCAAAGUCAGACCUCAAUAGUCUAUUUUUGGACGAUCUCAGUGAUUUCAACGACGACGACGAUAUGAACAUCGACCAGCAAGACCAACCCAUAGUCGUGGAGAACGAUGCCGAACCGGAAAAAGUUGAGGAGAGAAUCGCUGCUCCCCAAGUGCCUGAGGAUUCUGUGUUCCGUUCACUCACUUCCAAAUCCACUACGCCUAUCUCCGAUUCAGCUGCAGCUCCGGAACCAGAAAUUCCUGAAACUACAGUGGACGAAGACGGUUAUAUAACAACAUACAAGGCCAAACCUGCCGCGAAACCAGCAUCGCGACCAGCCCCGAAGCCCUCUGCUCCAUCGAAAACUGGAACAAACACGAAAAAGAAGGGCGACGGCAAAAUGAAACAGGCGUCGUUGAUGAGCUUUUUCGGAAAAAGGUGA